CUUUCGUGCUUAUAUUCGCAAACAACCACGCCGGUCAAAUCGAAUCCCCAAGCGUUGCCAUUAUGAGUUGCCCGCGUGCUUGGUCUGUCUCGGACUCCCGCAGUUUCCCUGCACUUUUUUUUAAUUUUUGUCCCCUUUUCUCUCUUUGUGGCGGCUGAGACUCAAAGCGUUCCAUUCAUAGCGAGCCAAUCGCAGUGCCGCUUACUGGCGCCGCUCGGCCAAUGGGGAAGCGACAUGCUUCCCGGUCGUGCGGCGGAUAGACGAGAGGCGAGCGGGCCGGCUGCAAGCUAACUGCUAACAUCCGUUCAGUUGCAACUUUAGUCUUUAGCGUCCUUUUUUCCACCGAAGCAAAGGAGCGGAAUCGCCUCGGAAAAAUCCAAACCACCCGGCAAUAUUGAGUCCGUCCGGCUAAAGGGCUGAAUUAUUCAACUAUUUGGCCAAAUAAACGCGUGUCCUGCUAGCACAGGCGGCUAGGCGCCAGUCAAUCCCGUUGUGACAACAACGCGGUCGUUCGCUGCAGUUCCGUUAUCCGCUAACGCAUUCAUAGCGCGCUUCAGACUCGACGGGGAAACCAUGGCAGAAUUUCUCGAAGACCCGUCGGUGCUCACGAAAGACAAGCUGAAGAACGAGCUGGCGGCCAACAACGUGGCGCUGCCGAGCGGCGAGCACAAGAAAGAAGUGUACGUGCAGCUCUAUCUGAAGAACUUGACGGCGCGGAACAACAAGAGGAGCCCGCCUGCCGACACCUUCUCCAGCGACGAGGAGCUGCCCGCCCCCGUGGUGCUCGCCAACAAAAGCCGAUCGGGGAGAAAAGCUACCAAAAAGACAGACAAGCCUCGCAUAGAGGUGGAGGUGACGGAGCUCACCGAUGACGACCUCCAACUGCAACUCGCCAAGUAUGGCGUGGACGCAGGACCCAUCGUGGCCUCCUCCCGCAAGUUGUACGAGAAGAAGCUGCAGAAGCUUCUGGAAGAGCCGGCGGCCGAGGCCCCCGCCGACGUCACCGUCCUCCCCAAGGCCGACGCCGACCAGAAUGGCAACACCAACUCCGACCAGUACAGCGACAAGGAAGCUGAGGAAAUUAGCAGCACUGAGCCAGAGCCAGUCCCCGUCGUGGAGAAGCCCGUGCGCAGCAGAGGGAAAACGCCGGUCACCGUGCGAACCGGCAGCAGACGCCAAACCAAGGUGGCGGCGGCGGAGGAGGCGGCGGUGACGGAGGGCACCCCCGUCAAGAGCGGCGAGAGUGUGGUGGAAGAUAUUCUGGCCAAUGAAAUCAGCACACCAACGGGCAUAAGCGCCACCUGCAGGCGUCCCAUCAGAGGAGCGGCGGGGCGACCGCUCAAGCCCAGCGACUACUGGCUGGACGAAUCCCGCGUGCGCCACAGCGUCCACACCGAGAACCGCUCCUACUCGGAGUCCUUCUCCCGGGGGGUCGGCGUCGCCCCUUCCCCCUCCGUCGGCAAAGCCCCAGCGCGGCGUGGCGCCCUCUCCCUCCUGCUCAAGCUCGUCCUCCUCCUGGCGGUGGUCUGCGGCUCGCUCUACUUGACCUACCGGCACCUGGAUACGGCUCACCAAAACAACCUGCGGGUCCUCCUGGACGCCGUGGUGGCCCCUCUACAGGGCGCCGCAGAGAGCGCCGCCGCCUACCUGGGUCUCGGCGACAAGUGAAAGGCGUAAGGUCCCUCUGUCGCCUUGGCCGCGCCCACCUCUCCUGCCACACUCUACAGAACUGGGAUCAAACCACACUGGAAAAAAAAAAAAAAACUGGCUUCAAACCGCUUUCAACAAAAGCGGCUUCAAACCACAUUCAACAAAAGUGGCUUCAGACCGCUUUUGACAAAAUGUGGUUUCAAACCACAUUCCACAAAGGUUACUUCAAACCAUAUUUAACAAAACUUGCUUACAACCACUGUGUUAUAAGUGUAUGUGUAACCACUUUUAACAGAAGUGGCUUCAAACCACUUUUGGCAAAACUGGCUUCAAACCACAUUCGACAUAAGCGGCUUCAACCCACUUUCAAUGAAAGUUGAUUCCAAACCGCAUUCGACAAAACUGCCUUCAAACCUCUUUCAACAAAAGCGGCUUCAACCCGCUUUCAACGAAAGUUGAUUCCAAACCACAUUCGACAAAACUGCCUUCAAGCCUCUUUCAACAAAAGCAGCUUCAAACAACUUUUUGACAAAACUGUCUUGAAACCACAUUCACCAAAAUUGGCUUCAAGUUCAAACCACUUUUAACAACUGAAUUCAAACCACCCUGAACAAACACUGGCUUCAAACCACUUUCAACCAAACUGGUUUAGCCUCCUGGUCGGACACACGGUCACAUGGGAUGACCGAUUCCAGCUUUUCAGCUGUCACGUGCAGCGCAGCAGGCAGGUGCCGCCGCCAGACACUGAUUUUAAUGUCUUUUUAUUUUUGAAACCUGUGAAUCGUCGUCUUUAUGUGUAAGUAGAAUCGAUUGGAGACGGCCAGUUUGUCCCCCUGCACGGAUGUAGUUUUUUUCUUUUGACGGCCAUCUUUGUAGUUUUGUGACUUGCGCAUGAGCGACACGCCGCGGGCGUUCCCGACAGCGAGGUGCCCCGCAUAAAAUGUCCGCCCUGGGCGUAGAGUCGGCUAGCCCGGUUUUUCCUGGGGUCGCACGUUUCCGAGGGAUGUUAAGCGACGGGGUUCUGGAAAGAUUCCAAAUUAGAAACUUCCAUGGGAAUUGAGGGUAAUUUACUGGGAAGGUGUCACGUUCAAGCAUGACUACGCAUUGUUUUGUUAGCAGACAUCCAUGCAAAAUAGAUAGCUCUCCUUGCCCACGUGUGAGGGCAUUACAGUACAAAUUCCGGUACUGUAAUAAAAUCAGGAAAAAUCUCAAUAUUCAUUAAAUAUGACCAUUUUAAAAUGUUGGUACAGAUUUGAGCAAGAAUCGUGGAUGUGCAUGAUUUGCUUUCACGGGCCACAUAAAAGGAUGUGGCAGGCCAGAUCCGACCCACGGGCCUUGAGUUCGACACCUGUGGUCUAGAUGGCUUAUAAAGGGGAGCGAAAGGAGCCAUUUUCGUACUUUGCUACGACUUCUGGUUUUGAAUUCCUUCUCAAACUUUCUGGCGUAUUGUGUAAAACGGGUUUUGUUUGUUCCAAAACCAAGCAGAUAUGCAAAAAACUGGGACAACAUUCUUACGGGAAACCCAAUUGUAUAGAAACUAGGACGUAUGACGAUAGGUUCCAGUGUAUGGAAGAGCAUUUAAUAUGUCGGAUAGAUACAUUAUUUGUAGCAAGUAAAUAAUUUGCGGCCCGAUGAAUGAAGGGAAAGGGGAAUAUUUCCGGCGGCACAUCUGAUGAUCUUCCGAUCACGAAUCACUGGGCUGGCGUGACCCGUCGUCUCCACGGUGCUGGCGGAAAUUGGGCUCCAACUCUGCCAUCUGUCGGACUGGCGCUUUUGUGGCCAUUCUUAUCCAUUUGCGCCUGAUGGUGUGUCCUUUUGUUUUGGUUCCCCCCCCCCCCUGAGUUUACAUUAUUUGGGUUUUAGUGCUGUUUUGUGCUUUUUGUUCGUUUUGAAUUAGAUUUCCGACCCUUCAUUUUCCUCCCGCAUAGCUCGUCACCUCACCGCCGGCAUGUGCCACCAGGACGUCACAAAAUCCCUCUCGGAGACUUUAAUCCAUCAUCACGACCCGACGACGACGUCAGGCUGAGCAAAUUGACCCGUUUCAAAACUGCAGCCAGGAUGAAGGAAUAUUGACUCAUAACCCAUUUUGAUAUUUUUCUAAAAGUGGUGCGUUCAAAACUUUUUUUCUAGCACCCUUGAAGGUAACGCCGAAAAAGCAACAUGGAAGACUCGCACGAGUGACUCCGUAUUUAUCUUAUUAAUUUGACUUUUGACGGUCUUAGAAAGCAAUUUCAUCUCCAGGCAGCUUCCCCACAAUGGACACAAAUGUUAGUUAUGUGGGUAUGGAUUUUUAAUCGUAUUUAUGAUCAAGUAGGCAAUGUAUCAUAAAAUAAAUGUCAUCCUUAGAACACA
Phyllopteryx taeniolatus (common seadragon) is the source of this 4002-nucleotide messenger RNA. Its product is annotated as lamina-associated polypeptide 2, isoforms beta/gamma-like. Bases 574 to 1668 code for a protein of 364 amino acids. The record is from RefSeq and is a predicted model, not a curated record. Gene Ontology annotation, molecular function: DNA binding. Lineage: Eukaryota; Metazoa; Chordata; Actinopteri; Syngnathiformes; Syngnathidae. The transcript has 6 exons.